Panicum virgatum (switchgrass) is the source of this 379-nucleotide messenger RNA. RefSeq names its product U-box domain-containing protein 4-like. The transcript has 2 exons. The coding region runs from base 5 to 379 and encodes 124 amino acids. The record is from RefSeq and is a predicted model, not a curated record. Lineage: Eukaryota; Viridiplantae; Streptophyta; Magnoliopsida; Poales; Poaceae. Gene Ontology annotation, cellular component: cytoplasm; nucleus.
CCUCAUGGCCGACCCGGAGUCCGGCAUGGUGGACAAGGCCGCCUACGUGCUCCACUCCCUCGUGAGCUCCGGCGAGGGCCGCGCCGCCGCCGUCGAGGAGGGUGGCAUCCCCGUCCUCAUCGAGAUGGUGGAGGCCGGCACCUCGCGGCAGAAGGAGAUCGCCAAGCUCUCCCUCCUGUUGAUCUGCGACGACAACGCCGCCUUCCGCACCAUGGUCGCCCGCGAGGGCGCCAUCCCGCCCCUCGUCGCCCUCUCCCAAUCGUCCUCCGCCCGCCCCAAGCUCCGGGCCAAGGCGGAGUCGCUGAUCGAGAUGCUGCGGCAGCCGCGGAGCCCGAGCCUCCGCGCGAGGCCGGCGGCGGCUGUCGUUGCGGCGGAGUGA